This is a messenger RNA of Bombina bombina (fire-bellied toad), 1606 nucleotides long. RefSeq lists its product as uncharacterized. Bases 16 to 1335 code for a protein of 439 amino acids. Lineage: Eukaryota; Metazoa; Chordata; Amphibia; Anura; Bombinatoridae. The transcript is spliced from 2 exons. The record is from RefSeq and is a predicted model, not a curated record.
UCGGCUGCGUCGGCGAUGGCGUCCUUACUUGCGUCGGCCAUGUCUCCUCCUGUAGCUCCUAUCCAUGCGGCUGCUCCAUCAGCGAAUCCGGAAGUGGGCGCGAUAAGCCCCGCCCCUUCCGGUGACGUCAUUUCCGCCCAGACACGGCAAGACACACGCGGAGAUGGCGGCAAUCGACCGGGUCCUCUCAUUUACACCGGAGGUGAGUACCAUGAGAGGACACCGGUAGGGGAACGAUUGCCAGUCUCCAUGAGGGGCAGUACAAGGAGGAAAAAUGUUCAGAGAAGGGUUAACUUUGCUGCGGCGUCACGUGGGAGCGGGGCCAUAAGAGGUUUCUCAGGGCAAAGGCGAGGUGCCACAACUAGCAUAGUGAGGGGAAUGAGAGGGUCCAGCUGCUCCAAUAUGAGAAACAGAGGUUUGGUUAGAGAUAGCCGUGUGACACAUACCCAGUUAUAUAAGGGUACAGACCAAGUUUAUCCCCGCGACAGGGGCGAGGCUCACAGCAGCGAUGCUGCGCUUCAAGGCUUAACUGACAAUGCGAUGAGGGGAAACACUAUUAACCCAGUGCAUGCCACAGGUGUGCGUGAUUUGCAUGCAGGUGGUAGGGCAGUUCAAGCGAGAGAGAUUGCACGGGUUGAGAAUGAAAGAUCUGAUGCUACAGUUAACACUUUCAUUGCCAGUGUGAAUGCUCAUGAUAAUGUGAAUGCCUUUAUGAAUGCUCAUGAUAAUGUGAAUGCCUUAACUAGCAAUGCUGCGCUUCAAGGGUUAACUAACAAUGCUAUGAGGGGAAACACUAUUAACCCAGUGCAUGCCGCAGGUGUGCGUGAAUUCCAUGCAAGUGGUAGGGCGGUUCAAGCGGAAGUGAAUGCGCAGGUUGCGAAUGAAAGAUCUUCUGCCCCAGUUAACGCUUUCAUGGCCAGUGUGAAUGCUCAUGACAAUGUGAAUGUCUUAACUAGUGUGCCUAGGGCUAAUGUGACGACUGGGCUGAGUGGGAACAGGCCUAAUUUGUGUGGUGUUCAAGGGGUCACUGUAUUGGGGAAUGAGUCUCUGGGGAUUGAAACUGGUAAUCCUUCCAAUGCUGGUGUUCGUUGUGCUCGCCAAAUUUUGUCUAUUUUGCAGGGUACAGCUCAAACGGAGUCUGUUUUGCCUUCAACAUCUGGCACAGCUAGUAUUACCCAGGCAGCUAAUUCAGCGGCUCCACAGCAUGAUCUCGCACCACCUGCACCUGCUCAGCAGCCAGCAGUUCCCGACACAAGGAGAGAAGCCCAGCCGGUUGCGACAGCUCAAGCAGCGGCAUCCUCUGCAGAGGUCUAUUCUAGAUCUGGAACUACCUAGGUGUUUCCCAAGUUAUUCUGCCAACGAGCAACGUUACUGGAUCUUCGCUUACCCUUUGCCUAUGGUUGUCAAACCGCCACUUCAGCUGAUCACACUACCGGAGAGAAAGAGAACUAUUCAACCAACUUCAUUAUCAGUUAUUCAGGUACCCUCUUAACCGAAUUUACCUUUGUUGAUAUAUGAACAGUGUCUUGCAGGGAAUACUCUCGGCAUAUAAUAAAGCCGAUUUACAACAGCCGGUGAUGUCACCCUCUAACCCGGAAUAACGGAA